CCUCCGAGAGCCAGAGUCCCGUCUGCAGGACUCGUCCAGGGCUUCCACAGCUCCAGGUCUCUGAUUCUGGGUCUCCAGCGGAGGAACCACCUCCAUUGGGGAGCCGGCAUGGAUCCUCCAGCCACUCGAGAGCCGGAUGCCAGCGGUCAGCCUCCGCUCAUGCAGUCCCCGGCGCCGGCAGCAGUGCUGGAUUCUGAGGAUGGACUUGCAUUUAAAGCAUGUGAAAUCUCCGAGCUUUUGAGAUUGUCCAGCUUAAACUCCUUCCAGACGGACUCUGCCAAUGACGCGGAGAUUACAGACGAACUUCAAAAAGAGCAUCAAAGACAUUCCAGAAGCGGUUUGGAGAAUGAUCCCAGUGACUUAGACGGCGAGCGGCGUGAAGGGAGCGGUAAACAUGGAGACGAUGAGCAGGAGCGGCCGCAGGGUCACGAGGGGACGGAGGCAAGCGGAAAGAUCCCCAAUCGGGACAGCGGGAUUGACAGUCCCUCCUGCGGGACAGAGAGCGAGGGCUUCCCGAAUGAGGACCCCAUCGAGGAGGAGGACAGGAACGACAGCAUCGCCACAGAGACGGAGUCAUGCGUCACCGCCGGCAACAAACGGGACUCGACGCAGGAUGAAGACAGCGACCUGGACGAGGGGAGCAGUGAGGAUCCCGAGAGCCUGGAACUCAAGGUAAGAGCGCAGACGAAUGAAUCUGGAGCUCUGGUUACCAGCACAGUAGCAUGUACUGCACGGCAGACCGACUCACUUUGA
Molecule: messenger RNA, 753 nt
Organism: Sinocyclocheilus anshuiensis
Lineage: Eukaryota; Metazoa; Chordata; Actinopteri; Cypriniformes; Cyprinidae
Product: dentin matrix acidic phosphoprotein 1-like
Exons: 2
Coding region: 109-753 (214 amino acids)
Source: RefSeq, a predicted model, not a curated record